Molecule: messenger RNA, 3438 nt
Organism: Capra hircus (goat)
Lineage: Eukaryota; Metazoa; Chordata; Mammalia; Artiodactyla; Bovidae
Product: acyl-coenzyme A thioesterase 13
Exons: 3
Coding region: 158-655 (165 amino acids)
Molecular function (GO): fatty acyl-CoA hydrolase activity
Source: RefSeq, a predicted model, not a curated record
GUGAGGAACAGUUGUGGCGGGGGCUCUCGACGGCGGACGCGGAACGCUCUUCGGGUCCAGAAGGCUGUUGACCUUGUUCUUUUGCGAACUUCGGGGCUCCCUUGCUCUUCCAAGACUCAGUCUUCAGUGGGGCCUGGAAGCCGGCAAACGGUCCACGAUGAUCUGGAUGAAGAAGGCAAAGACUCUGCUGGAGUCUGUAAUGCACUCAGGCAAAUUCAAAAAUUUCGAUAGAAACCUGGAAAAGGUAUUAGAGGCGAAGGCGCGGUUUCUCACGAGGGGAAAGAAAGCGCGCUUCUUGGUGACUCUUGUUUCUGCUGCCCCUGGGAAAGUGAUUUGUGAAAUGAAAGUAGAAGAGCAGCAUACCAAUCAAUUGGGCACUCUCCAUGGCGGCAUGACAGCCACCUUAGUGGACGUCAUAUCAACGCUUGCUCUGCUGUGCACAGAAAGGGGUAUGGCCGGAGUCAGUAUUGAUAUGAACAUAACGUACAUAUCACCUGCUAAAAUGGGAGAAGACAUACUGAUUACAGCACAUGUUUUGAAGGAAGGAAGAUCAAUUUCAUUUGCUUCUGUGGAUCUGACUAACAAGGCCACGGGAAAAUUAAUAGCACAAGGCAGACAUACCAAACACAUGGGAAACAGACCAUCUGAAGGCUAAGUGAAGCCGCCCAACAAUGAGUGUCCAGAGUAAACCUGAUUUGGACAAAUGUAAUUUUCAAAAUACCACAACUAGAAGUAGCCAAGAAAUAGUCUUCGGGGAAGAUGCCAGAGAUCAAGUGGAAUACAGGAUGGGGGGUUGUCUAUAUUCUUUGAUUUCGAGUUAAGUUUUAGUCUAUAAUCAUACGUGAUACUUGGAUGAAAACACUCUUAGCUCAGAGUGUUUUGAAAACAGGUAAAGCAAAGCUCACAGGGCCAUUUGAGGUAAGAGUACCUCAAAACUAAAACCUUAGUAUCGAGCUAAAGGUCAAAUCAAUGAUUAAGCUAAAGGUCAAAUUAAUGAUUAAUCCUUAAAUUGUAGGUCCUUCUCAGCUCUAAAAUGCUACAUUUUUUUUAAAAACCCAAUUCCAAGAUUAUGGAACCUCAAAGCAGAUGAACCACAGGCCACACUAAAAAAGAGUGAGCAGUUCUCAAUAAAGUUUAAGGCAAAGCAGAUUAGUGAUAAAUAGCCCAGUGGGAUAAAUAGCCCAGUUCAGGAUUAGUAUAUUUUAUAGUGGUGGUAGUGGGGAGUACAGAAUUCCCUUUUCUAGUACCUAGGAUAAAACCAUGCAGAUCUUCAACCUCCUAAUGCUUGGUAUUAAAAAGACCCAACUUCACAAAUUGUUUUAGUCAAUUUCUCAAAUUUCUGUCAACUGUGGUUUGGUUUCUGCAUAUUUAUAAUUGGUUUCUGCAUCAGGUUCUUAGUUCUAACAUUUCACAACUGAUGAUCAUAAAGAAAGGGAGUAACUUCCUUUGGAAGCUGGAAACAGUUAAUAGUUAAAGGUUGAUGAUUAUUUGGUUAUAUUAGAAUACACAUCAGAAUACAUAUAGCCCUGUUUGCUGAAGGGCAGAAGCAGACUUGAUAAUAGCAGUGAGCACAUAGGAAACCCAGAUCUAGUAUUGCCUAUGAAAAGUAACUUGGUAUCCUUGGAGAAAGAGCUGAUUUCAGAGCUGGGGGGUGGGAUAGGGAAAUAACAAGACGAACCUAUCUUGUAUUUGAAAGUCAGGAAGUGCUCAAUAAAACAAGGCGUGAAAAUUACAUAGCAGUGUAUGACACAGAGAGCUCAAACCCAGCGCUCUGUAAUAACAGAGGGGUGGGAGGUGAAGUUCAUGAGGGAGGGGACAUGUAUACCUAUGAGUGAUUCGUGCUAAUCUAUGGCAGAACCCACAUUAUUGUACAGCAAUUCUUUUCCAAUUACAAAUAAACAAUAUGUCACUGAAAAGAAAUGAGUGCAUACUGUUUAGGUAACAAUAAAUGGCUGAGACAGGAGAGCUCUUUCUUGUUGAAAGAAUGCUGGCACAUGUAGAAUAAAUAUAAAAUAGUAACUACAAAAUGGGGAAAUAGGACACCACCUUCACCAAUGAACAUGGACAUCAAUAAAGAGCACACGAGCAGUGUGUUUCUGGAUAUUAACUUCAGGGGGUGUAACAUCACUCACAAUGGGCAAUGACCAGGAUACCUAAUCCAAAUUUAACCACAAAGGCAAUCACUCAAAUACCAAAUAAAGACACUGUUGUUUUUUUUAAAAAAAUUGGCCUGAGCCCUUCAAAACUUGAGUAUGGGGACAAGUUCCUAAACCUUUGCACCUAGUUCCACUCAGAGCAGUUAGAGUUUAGAACAGCCCCUGACCAUGAGAAACUGUUCAUUUCAAAUAGAUUCCAAUUGUCAAUUGAUCAGAAAACAUGGAAGUGCAUUGUGAAUAAGAGUAUUUUUGUCUUUUCCACAAAGCCAGGUGUAAGGCCAGGCCGGUAAUUGUUAAAAGCUGACAAAAUGUCUUUGAUUCCCAUUCCUGUUGAAAUUACAAACCCAACUUUGCUUCUGAGUUUACGGUUUAGCCAUGGGCUAAGGUCUCAAUAACAGGUACCCAAGUGACUUAGAAGAAAAGUUACCACUUCAAGUUUUGUGUAUUCACCUGAAUAGUCAGGGAACUUUCACCUAUUUUAUUUAGGUUUUCAUUUAUUCAAAUUCCAACCAGAAGCUAAAUACAAUUGGAAACCGGUAAGCACUAAGUUUUACUCCAAAGGAGUAGGAUCAUUCAGAUUUACUCCAAUAAAAGUAUGCAACCCUUAAGCAAAGCUUUUCUUCAUUUAAAAGAAAAAUAAACAAAAAAACUAUACAGUAGUCUUUCCUUAUGUUCAUUGCACAAAAUGAGUUCUGCUUUUAGAAUUUUGACACUCAAUGGUGUUUUUUUUCCUCCCCGCACAAUUUAAGAUCCCAACUUUAAUAACAUUUCUACAUCAAAAAAACCCCUAAGUUUUCCUUUAGGAUGGUGUAAAAACCAGUAUUUCUGCACAAUUCACUGGAAUUGUUUUUCUUUAUAAUAAAAAUCUCUUCUUUUCAAAACCAAAAAAACAAAAACCAAAAGGACAGUCCUCUACCUAUUGUGGUUUCUGCAGCUAUGAAUGUAUUUCUGUUUCAGAGCCGCUUAGCUACUUCAGACUCCAGAUCUGCUUUAACGUGUGUAACUGUGUGCACACUCGGCAGAAUCCUCUUUCGUAACAGCAACUUGGGGAAAGAGAUCUGGAAAUAAAAUACAUACAUUUAUGAGUACCAGGAAACAAACAUGACCCAGUAAUACAUGAGGCAAGACUGCCUACAAUGAGAUGCUUUUUAAAGAUUUCUUUCCCAUGGUUGUAUCUUCUUUUUCUUUUUUAAACAACCACUUUUGGCCAUUAGAAUGAAUCUGAUACUGCUCUGAACAACGGUGAUUAUAGCAAAGCUGUAAGUUUUAAAAACGUUGUUUA